Prunus persica (peach) is the source of this 372-nucleotide messenger RNA. RefSeq lists its product as uncharacterized. Bases 1 to 372 code for a protein of 123 amino acids. NCBI's taxonomy places the organism in Eukaryota, Viridiplantae, Streptophyta, Magnoliopsida, Rosales, Rosaceae. The record is from RefSeq and is a predicted model, not a curated record. The transcript has a single exon.
AUGACAACAUACAACGUGACCGCCAUGGUUUCAACCAUCUUUGCAGUCAUUGGACUUCUAUGUUCCAUGAGCAAUAACUUGAUGGAGCUGCAGGGCUGCCAAGGAGACAUGAUGGGCUUGGUCACAAACUGCAUGAUGUAUGUCCAGAAGGUCUUGCCAUUGCCAAACAUGAAUGCAUCCAAGGCAUGUUGCAAUGCUUUGAACACAGCUGACAUUCCAUGCCCGUGCCAUGGCAUUUCUGGUCAGCUUGAGCAGACGAUCAUCGACACGGCCAAGAUUGUUUCUGUUGCAGAGUCCUGCGGCAAGCCUCUUGCACAUGGGACACAAUGUGGGAGUAAGAAAACCCUACUAAAACCUCUGCACAAUAUAUGA